Messenger RNA from Papilio xuthus (Asian swallowtail), 1210 nucleotides. RefSeq names its product Krueppel-like factor 12. Bases 172 to 1023 code for a protein of 283 amino acids. Gene Ontology annotation, biological process: regulation of transcription by RNA polymerase II. NCBI's taxonomy places the organism in Eukaryota, Metazoa, Arthropoda, Insecta, Lepidoptera, Papilionidae. The record is from RefSeq and is a predicted model, not a curated record. The transcript has 2 exons. Gene Ontology annotation, molecular function: DNA-binding transcription factor activity, RNA polymerase II-specific; RNA polymerase II cis-regulatory region sequence-specific DNA binding.
GUCCGGCGUUGGCCGCUGCAGACGCCGGCCUGGCCGCACUCUGCAGCGCUGCCGCGACCCAAGCGCACGCGCUCCAAUCAUAUAUGUUCGUGCUUCCUUUUUAUUACCGAUCGUUACCAAACAAAAGCAACAAAACUGACGAUAGCUCUGUUUCUAUUUUACAGGUCCAAAAUGUACCGCGAGGACCUAAUCUUUGAGGAUGCCGCGCUUGAUGAUCAGCCGCUGUUUGAAUACUCUCCAGCAGAGAGCUUGAUAAACUUCGAGCUACCAACAUCGGUCACCGCCGAAGUAGACGAUUGGCAGAUUAGUGAUUUAGAGUUUAAUUGUGACGCGUUUCUCGGUAGUGUUUGCGAAAGAACGAGAGACGGUUCCGAGGACGAUUCGCCUGUGCUCUUCGAUUUUGCGGAUUUCGACAAGAAUGUGAAUUUUGACGAUUAUUUAUUAGAUGCGUUAAGUUGUGAUCAUUCCGAGGACAGGCUACAAUUGGGGUCCGAUUCCACGGACAGCUGCGACGACCCGGGUCAAGGCGCGCUGUCCGUGCUCGGCAUCGACUUGGAGUUGAUAUGUGCGGAGAGCUCUCACACCGCGGCCGAGCCGAUGAGUGAAACGAAUGCGAAAGAAUGUUAUCCGGCGGAGAGUGUACCAAAAUCUCGAUCGUGGGGUGAGCCCACGUUUUGUCCGGAGCUUGGCGCUUUCCGGUGUCCGGUCGGAGAAUGCGGCAAGCUAUACGCCAAGGCGUCGCACGUGAGGGCGCACCUGCGGAGGCACAGCGGCGAGAAGCCGUACAAGUGCACGUGGGGCGGUUGCAGCUGGCGAUUCGCGCGGUCAGAUGAGCUGGCGCGGCACCGGCGCAGCCACUCCGGUGACAAGCCCUACCGCUGCUCCGAAUGCAGCAAGCGGUUCGCGCGCUCCGACCACCUUGCCAAGCACGGCCGCGUGCAUGCUCGCCGCGCAGCCGCCAGCGCAAGCGCCGCGCUCCCGAAACGCUCCUCCCCCGCAUACAGAACAAGACGCUACUUGUGAAAAAUACUAAUAAGGAUUAAAAUCUGAUUGUAUUGGGUAGUUAUAGAUCAUGCUGAAAUGUUGUUAUUUUUUUGAUGAAGUAAGUUAUAAUUAAAACCGCGCGGGCGCGGUUAUAAGCUUUUAGUUAAGUGUUAUUAUUAGUUUUAAAUGUAAUGUUUAAUAUCUAACUAGUUUUAAUUCAGCCAUA